This is a messenger RNA of Emiliania huxleyi CCMP1516, 1458 nucleotides long. RefSeq lists its product as hypothetical. Gene Ontology annotation, biological process: biosynthetic process. The transcript has 6 exons. Bases 1 to 1458 code for a protein of 485 amino acids. NCBI's taxonomy places the organism in Eukaryota, Haptophyta, Isochrysidales, Noelaerhabdaceae. Gene Ontology annotation, molecular function: catalytic activity. The record is from RefSeq and is a predicted model, not a curated record.
AUGAGCUACAUCCUGUACGGCAGUCGCGGGUCCGGCUCACUCGCGAUCGAGCUGGCGCUCUCCGAGGCGGGCGUGCCAUUCCGCGUCGAGGACACGAGCAUACAAGGCGCGGCGCAGCGGUCAGAGUGGUUCUCGGCAAUCAACCCGCAGCGCAAGGUGCCAGCGCUGCUGACGCCGCAGGGCGAGACGCUCACCGAGUCGGCCGCGAUUUUGCUGUCGCUCGAUGAGCGCCACCGAGAGGCGGCGCUACUGCCACCGGCCGGCACGCCCGAGAGGGCCCAGGCGCUGCGGUGGCUCCUCUUCAUCUCGUCGGAGAUCUACCCGCUGAUCGAGGUGAUCGAUUACCCGGAGCGCUUCGAGGCAUCGCCAGGCACGGCCGAUGCGACGAGGGCGCUCGCAAAGGCCAAGUGGCGCGAUCGGUGGCUCCUCGUGGAGCGCGCGAUCGCCGGCGCGCCAUGGCUGUUGAGCGGUGGCUUCUGCCUCGUCGACCUGUACAUCGCCGUCAUUAGCCGCUGGCCCAGCGGCGACAAGGAGUACCGGGCCGAGUGGCUGCCGACGAGGGCGCCGCGUGUGGAGGCGCUCGCGCGCGCGGUCGCCGAGCGAACCGCUUGCAAGGCGGUUUGGCAGGGCCACUUUCCGUCGCCGGCGGCUCAGCCGGCGGCCUCGGAGCUGGAGCCACCGGCAACGCGUGCUUCACCGCCAGCAGCAGCUUCACCGCCACCAGCAGCUUCACCAGCGACGCGCGCCUCACCGCCCGAGGGCCUUCCCUUCCACAUCCUCGACGUCUUCACCACCGGCCGCCCCAUGAGCGGCAACCAGCUGCUCGUCGACCGCAACGACACGCUCUCGACGGAGGCGAUGCAGCAGAUUGCGGCGGAGAUUGGGUUUGCAGAGUCGGCGUUCGUCCGCAGCCCGACGGGCGGCUGCGCGGCCACGGUGCGGAUCUUCACGACCGACGCGGAGGCGGGCCACCCGAUCAUCGGUCUGAGUGAGGUCGUCGGCAGCGGGGUCGACGCCAGCGAGUUCGCGAUGAUGACCAACAAGGGCCGGGCCGCGAGCCUCGCCCUCUACUUUUACGUGCGCACGGGCGAGGCCGCCGCGCGCACACGCAUGUUUUGCAGCGAGGGGGGGCGCUGGAUCGAGGACGUGGCGACGGGCUCCGCGGCUGGGCCGCUCGCCGCCCACCUGGCGCCCUUCCAGGGCACCUUCGUGCAGGGCUCGACGCGCCGCGCGCAUAUCGAGGUCAAGUCGAGCGCGCGGGAGGGGGCGAGGGCCGUGCAGGGGCAGCUCUCGCUGAUUGACAUCGCAGGCACGUCCGUCUCCAUGUUCCUGAGCACGUGGCGGCUGAACGUGGAGGUAGCACGCGUGUGCAGCCUCGAGGACACGGUGGCUGUUCGCGGCGCCGCUCAUCGCCGCUUUCGCGCUGGAGAUGUGCAGCUCUAUGAGCACAUGAUUUAG